AUCGAAAAGAAAUCCUUCAGUACGUUAUCCACAUCGCGGCUGUGCGCGGCGGCGAGGAUGCAUCUCCGCUUCGUCCCGUUCCCGGCGAUCGCCGUCGGCGGAGCGAGCUUGAGAUUCCUCGCCGAUAACACACGUGCAGUGGGCGGAAGCGGGAGGAGGCGGUGCUCCGACGUGGUCGCCUUCUCGUCGUCGGAGAAGGGGCCGGGGCCGGGGUCGGGGGAGGAGCGCGAGCCGCGGGCUGAGGAGGCGCUGCGGCGGCUGGCGGAGCUCGACUCGCAGCUGGAGGGGCUUUCCGAGCCCAGGGAACGGCCGCCGGCGCCGCCUCUUCCACCGGACCCUUACAUGGACCGAGAUAUGAUAACUGGGCGGGGAUCAAAAGAUGAACUUCCUGAAUUUUCUCCAACGUAUGUAACAUUCUCAACACUUGCACUUGUUAUCCUCACGAUAUUCACCAACGUUGUGUUCAAUCUUUACAUCAAACCUUCCGUGGACGGCGUCGAUCAGCCUGUAAGAAUUGAGAGGGUGCCUAUGGUUAAUCCAGCAGACCAGCAAUUCAAGUAGCUUCUAGACUAGGCAUAUAAAUUUGUUAUAGCAAGAAGUGAUAUGAUAUGCUAGUAAAAUAGAUCAUGAUUCAUGUGUAUUCAACCAUAUCUUCUUUUUGUAUUUAGCACCCAUACGUUCUAAAUGAAUCAUUUUGUUGGCUCUGGGAAUUCAAUAAUAGUAGGACGUUUUGCACA
Messenger RNA from Oryza sativa Japonica Group (Japanese rice), 737 nucleotides. The record is from RefSeq and is a predicted model, not a curated record. Lineage: Eukaryota; Viridiplantae; Streptophyta; Magnoliopsida; Poales; Poaceae.